This is a messenger RNA of Clonostachys rhizophaga, 1272 nucleotides long. The record is from the annotation of a GenBank genome assembly. Lineage: Eukaryota; Fungi; Ascomycota; Sordariomycetes; Hypocreales; Bionectriaceae.
AUGGCACCGAACAAUGGAGCGCUUGGCCGCUCCCACGAUGGCUCCCAUAAUAACCCGAACCAUGCGCUGGAGAUCACCUCGGGACAAAAGAUGGUCUCCGCCAUGUCCGGCAGUCUUCUCACGGCUCUCCUGGUCACGCCGCUUGACGUUGUUCGUGUCCGACUCCAGUCCCAAGGAACGCCGACAUCCCCGAUCGACUUCUCCAAACUCGCAAUAAAGACGAGGCAGCUUACGGUGGCCCAGGCCAGUGAAGUGGGUGUCACGGCUUGCUGCCGAGAGGUCUUUUUCCCUGGAAAUACCGCCGAAUACUGUUUAGCAGUGCCCAGGGGUGCCGAGAGCAUCGCGGCAAGUGCCAACGCCGCCGACUGUGCUGUCCAGGAGGUUCAGAAGCGGACGUACACCUCGACUCUCGAUGGUAUCCGAAAGAUUGCCCGAAACGAAGGAAUUCCGAGUCUCUGGAGAGGACUGUCACCCACACUCGUUAUGACAGUCCCGGCUAACAUAAUUUACUUUACUGGCUACGAAUGGCUGCGAUAUGACUCGAAGAGCCCUUUGUCUAAACUCCCCGAUUAUUACGCCCCUUUGACAUCAGGAUCUCUUGCUAGAGUGUUUGCUGCAACGACGGUCAGCCCCAUCGAACUCAUCCGUACUCGGAUGCAAGCCGCCUCCAGCACUACCGGAGCAAACCACAUGAUGGAGACAUUCAAGGGUGUGAAAGAGAUGGUUGCUGCACAUGGCUAUGGGUCAUUAUGGAGGGGCCUCACCCUCACGCUUUGGAGAGACGUCCCGUUUUCUGGUCUCUACUGGUGGGGAUAUGAGACGAUCCGGACAAGACUCCUCACCGCUCGGGAGGAUUCUCGGCAUGGGCCCCUGACUGCGCACGGUGACUUGAGACGCCACCCUCAAAAUUACGAGAAUCACACAGAGGCAUUCGUCGAUAGCUUCAUCUCCGGUGCUCUUUCGGGUGCUUUUGCUUCUUUUGUCACGACCCCCUUCGACGUCGGCAAGACUCGUACCCAGGUUUACCACGACGCAGCACGUACCGUCAGCGGCGCUGGUAAGUCUGCACCAGAGCAACAAAAUAUGGCUCGUCUGCUCUUGCAGAUCUUCCAAAAAGAGGGCGUUACUGGCUUGUGGAAGGGCUGGAUUCCACGGAUGUUGAAGGUUGCACCCUCGUGCGCCAUCAUGAUCAGCACGUACGAGGUUGGCAAGCGGGCGUUCCAUGGUGUGAAUGAGCGUGCUGCUUUGAAGCGUGAAGAUGAGCGGCUGUAA